AUGGGUCGCUUAGCCACUAUAUCGACCUGUCAACUCAAUCAAUGGGCGCUUGAUUUUGAUGGCAAUCGUGACCGCAUCGUAGAGGCCAUCCGUCAAGCCAAGGCAGCUGGAUCUAAACUGAUACUCACGCCGGAGCUCUGCAUCCCGGGAUACGGACUGCUUGACCACUUUCAAGAGCUUGAUACAUUCUCUCAUUCCUGGGAAAUUCUGGCUGAGAUCAUCAAACACCCCGAGACUCAGGACAUCAUCGUUGAUCUUGGCCUACCUGUCCGUCACAACGAUGUUCCUUACAAUGCUAGAGUGCUUGCUCUGAACGGCGAGAUCCUAGCCAUCAGACCCAAAAUCGACCUCUGCAAUGACGGCAACUACCGAGAGAUGCGUUACUUCACUCCUUGGACCAGAUACCGCGUCGAUACGUAUACAUUGCCCUCAGAAAUCCAAGAACUCACCGGCCAGACCGAAGUGCCCAUUGGAGACAUCAUCUUCCAGACCCUAGAUGCUACCUUUGCGUCCGAACUUUGCGAGGAACUAUGGACACCCGACUCGCCGCACAUACAGUAUUGUCUUGCUGGCGCGGAGAUCAUUCUUAACUCUAGUGGUUCUCACCAUGAGCUGCGUAAGCUCGACACGCGCAUCAAUCUGAUCACAAAUGCCUCCAAGUCAGGUGGAGUAUACAUGUACUCGAAUCAGAGAGGCUGCGACGGAGAUCGCUUGUACUACGAUGGUUGCUCCCUUAUCGCAAUCAAUGGCCAGACAGUCGCCCAGGGCAGCCAAUUCUCCCUUCGCAAUGUCGAAGUCAUCACAUCUACUGUCGACCUAGAUGAUAUCUGGUCCGCACGUCAAUCUCGUAGCAGAGGCAUGCAAGCAAUAAAAGCCCACGAAUUCAAGCGGGUCAAGGUCGACUUUGCCAUGACCCAAAAGAGCCAGUCCAACCGCAAUCUUCGGAUCGCAGAGGCGAUCGAGCCACGUUACCACAAGCCCGAAGAGGAGAUUGCUCUUGGCCCUGCGUGUUGGCUCUGGGACUAUCUGCGAAGAUCCGGAGCUGGGGGCUACUUCGUACCUCUCAGUGGUGGCAUUGACUCUUGCGCAACUGCGACCAUCGUGUUUUCUAUGUGUCGGCUGGUCGUCGCAGCCAUCAAGGAAGGCGAUGAAGAGGUCAUCAAAGACGCAUCUCGCUUAUGUGCCAACGAUGAUGUGACCAAGAUGUCCGCCCAGCAAUUCUGUGGUAGAGUGUUCUCUUCCGCCUUCAUGGGUAUGAAGGAGCAGUCCAGCAAAGAGACCCGUAGUCGUGCUGAAGAACUCGCCAAUGCGAUCGGUGCCCAUCACAUUGAUUGUAAUAUCGACGAAGUGUUCAACGCUGUCAAACACCUUGUGUCUACCACCCUUAACUUCGAACCCAAGUUCAAGGUCCACGGUGGAAGCAAAACGGAGAAUCUCGCACUACAGAACUUCCAGAGCCGUACGAGAAUGAUUCUGUCAUACGCUUUUGGUCAACUCCUUCCUAUCUCCCAGGGACGUACAGGACCUGGCUUAUUGGUGCUCGGAUCGGCCAAUGUCGAUGAAGCCCUUCGUGGCUAUCUUACCAAGUACGACUGCAGCAGCGCAGACAUCAAUCCCAUCGGUGGCAUCAGUAAGACAGACUUGAUUCGCUUCAUAGCAUGGGCGGAACAUGCAUUCGAGCUACCAAUCCUGCAAGAGUUCAUCGAUGCAACUCCCACUGCUGAAUUAGAGCCUAUCACAAGCGACUAUGUCCAAUCAGAUGAAGUCGACAUGGGCAUGACAUACAAGGAACUAUCGGUCUACGGUUAUCUCAGAAAGGUUCGCAAGUUUGGUCUCUAUUCGAUGUGGGAAAAACUCUGCGUCGACUGGCAAGAUCAACACACUCCCCAAGAGGUGUACAAGAAGGUCCGCGACUUCAUGUUUUACUAUCGCGUGAACAGACACAAGAUGACGACCAUCACACCAGCGUACUAUGCCGAGCAAUAUGCGCCCGACGACAACCGCUUCGAUCUUCGUCCAUUCCUGUACCCGUCCUUCGAUUUUGCGCACAGAAAGAUCGAGAACGAAUUGAGGUUGAUGGAGGCCGGAGAAGCUGGCGGCGCAGAAAAGAAAUGA
Messenger RNA from Aureobasidium uvarum, 2115 nucleotides. Lineage: Eukaryota; Fungi; Ascomycota; Dothideomycetes; Dothideales; Saccotheciaceae. The record is from the annotation of a GenBank genome assembly.